AUGCCUGGAGCCCUCAACAUUCGCCGCCUACUUCAAGGAGCGACGUUGCCCUAAAGGAUCCAAACACCCAUAACCCAUUGCUGCUGUUCCACUGUGGAGUCAAGGUCCGCAGAGAGAGACAGAGAGAGGGGAAUGGGGAGCUCUGGGAACGGCGUUGUAGGCGGCGGCGGAGGCAAUGGAGUGGUCGACAAGGGAGUAGAUUUCGCCCAGUAUUUCUGCACCUACGCGUUUCUCUAUCACCAGAAAGAGAUGCUCUGCGAUCGAGUCCGCAUGGACGCCUACUACAAUGCCAUUUUUAAGAACAAGCAUCAUUUUCAAGGAAAGACUGUGUUGGAUGUAGGUACGGGAAGUGGCAUUCUUGCAAUCUGGUCAGCCCAAGCAGGGGCAAGAAAGGUAUAUGCAGUUGAAGCAACUAAGAUGUCUGAGCAUGCCCGCACUCUUGUUAAAGCAAAUAAUCUCCAAAAUGUUGUUGAAGUGAUUGAAGGCUCUAUGGAGGAGGUUGUGUUGCCAGAAAAAGUUGAUGUUAUUAUAUCAGAGUGGAUGGGGUACUUUCUCUUGCGCGAGUCCAUGUUUGACUCUGUGAUUUGUGCUCGUGACCGGUGGCUAAAGCCAACUGGCAUCAUGUAUCCCAGCCAUGCACGCAUUUGGGUGGCACCUAUCAGGUCUGGGCUGGUGGACAAAAAAGAGAACGACUAUGAAGAAGCUAUGGAUGAUUGGCGUAGUUUUGUUAAUGAAACCAAGAAUUAUUAUGGUGUGGAUAUGAGUGUUUUAACUAAGCCUUUUGAAGAGGAGCAGAACAAAUAUUAUCUACAGACUUCAAUUUGGAACAACCUUCAUCCGCACCAAGUUAUUGGGACUGCAGCUGUUGUUAAGGAAAUUGAUUGUUUAACAGCUUCUGUGGAUGACAUCCGUCAAUUCACAUCAACGUUUUUCUCAUCAGUCACUUUCGAGUCCAGACUUUGUGGGUUUGGUGGAUGGUUUGAUGUCCAUUUCCGAGGUAGGGUGGAGAAUCCAGCUCAGCAAGAGAUUGAGCUGACAACUGCCCCUAGCAUAGAUAAUGGCACACAUUGGGGCCAGCAGGUUUUUCUCUUGCAACCUUCUGUUCAAGUUAGUGAAGGGACUGAUCUCAAUAUUUCCUUCUCAAUGAGCCGUUCAAAGGAUUAUCAUCGUUUAAUGGUGGUUGAGUUUGGUUGCGACAUCAGGCAUUCUUCUGGCACGAUGCUUCCACCAAUCAAGAAGAGCUUCUACAUAGAGUGAGCAAGGAAAUGGCUACCCUUUUUGGAUGUUAAUGUCAACAAGUGAAGAAAAUGCCAAGGUCGUGGAGCAUUUCUCAUGUCUUCAAUGAGUUCAAUGUCAACCUAUCUGAGACUAGUAUAGGCUUUCAACUUGCAGCUUCCGGUUAAUUGCUGGUGUAUAAUUCCAGGUCCAAUGGGGAUAAAUUGCUGCAUGAUAAGUCAAAGGCAGAGAAAGCCAUUCACCUUAUCCCAUUUGUGUUAGUUCUAUGUGCUUUGAUUCUGUGGUUUUCUUUUCAUCCAGGUAAAAUGUAAUCAAAAAAGAAAAUAAUUGUUCUUUUCCUUUUAUUUUACAUUGGUAAUUUUGCUGAUGCAAGUUGUAGCUUGUUCUUUUAUCAGAAAUUGACAUUGAUUUGCUGGAGUUGAAAGAAAAUGGUUUAUAAUAAAUGUUUAUUUUGAUCAUGUUUGUUUUUUCAAUUACCCAGCAGGGAGUUUCCAUCUUCAUCUUCACUGACUUGGGAGCAUACUUCAGUAUAUGCUUGUUUAAAUAUGAAAUUAAGUCUAUUCAUUGUGUGGUUCAAAUUCAAAUGUUGGAAAUUAGAAAAUCUGAGCAUUGAAUGUUGAAUUGGAGAUGUCAGAUGACUUUUAGUGUUAAUAGAAAACUCAUUUGGAAGUCUUCGACGGCGUUUCAUGGUUCGACGGCGUUUCAUGUCCAUGAUUAAAUACAUGGAACCUUAUUCCUUUUCACUGCAUAUUGCUCUUAGGUCUAUUCAUUGUCUAAGUCAAAUUCAAAUCUUGGAAUUUAGAAAAAUUGAGCAUUGAAUGUUGAAUUGGGGAUGCCAGAUGACUAUUAGUUUUAAUUGAAAACCCACUUGGAGUUUUCUGCAGCCUUUUAGACAUUGAAUGUAUACUAGGAUGUUACCCUUCUAAGUUUGGUU
This is a messenger RNA of Rubroshorea leprosula, 2170 nucleotides long. NCBI's taxonomy places the organism in Eukaryota, Viridiplantae, Streptophyta, Magnoliopsida, Malvales, Dipterocarpaceae. The record is from the annotation of a GenBank genome assembly.